AUGUCAAGUCUCUCUUGCCAGUUCGGUCGCGUCGGGGCCCUGUCUGCCCGGCGCUGUCUGCCGUCGACUGGCAAGCGCCUGCUAAUGCGCGCCAUGAUCAUGGCCAGCGCGCUUGCGGUCGCCGUGCGCGGCCAACGGGUGCACCCCAGCGCUCCGAAAUGGUGCCCUCACCUCAUGGCGAGUGCUGGCUCAUCAGCUCAUCAAGACCUGCUCGAGUACUGCGGAUACCUCGUGAAGGCACACAGCAUGGGCCUGGAAAAGAGUGCCAUCGUCGUGGAUGUCGGCACCGACCAAGGCACCGAGGCGCUCACGUCGCGCGGGUUCGGCCAUCCGGUCAUCACAUUUGAGUGUCGAGGAUCACAGGCGCAGCGCCUUCUACGAUCGCCCUGGUUCAACAAUGACACUGGCUUGCGCCUUGUGCACGCGUGUGUGACCGAUCAUGCCGGCCUGGGCUCGCUGCAUCGCGCCGUCGACUCGAGUUCGAUGCUGGAAUCCUCGAUACAGAACCCAGGCGCGGCGUGGAAGGCGAACCGAGAGCGACGGGCUGGUGAGGGGAUUGAACCGGUGCCCGUGAUGCGGCUCGACAGCGCGCUGGAUGCCCGCUCCUUUGAGGCGCUCGGCUGGUCCGGACUUGCCGGCCGUCGCAUCGGGUUCCUCAAGCUCGACGUGCAGGGUGUCGAGAAGACGGUACUGCGUGGCGCCGUCGAAACGUUGCGCAGGCACCGGCCGUUUAUAGCCUUCGAGUACACGCUUUUGCCUGAGAGCGAUCGCAAUGGGACGACUCUCAUCAAUGAAGUGCUGCGCAACGCAUUCCACGGUGGUGGCCAUAGGCGCGUGCACUACUCCUGCGAGUGCGGCCGCAACGAUUGCUUCUGCCACGCGCCUUGGGCAUGA
Molecule: messenger RNA, 894 nt
Organism: Emiliania huxleyi CCMP1516
Lineage: Eukaryota; Haptophyta; Isochrysidales; Noelaerhabdaceae
Exons: 1
Coding region: 1-894 (297 amino acids)
Source: RefSeq, a predicted model, not a curated record